Telopea speciosissima is the source of this 1055-nucleotide messenger RNA. Its product is annotated as rRNA-processing protein UTP23 homolog. Bases 102 to 959 code for a protein of 285 amino acids. The transcript has 8 exons. Gene Ontology annotation, cellular component: nucleolus; small-subunit processome. Lineage: Eukaryota; Viridiplantae; Streptophyta; Magnoliopsida; Proteales; Proteaceae. The record is from RefSeq and is a predicted model, not a curated record. Gene Ontology annotation, molecular function: small ribosomal subunit rRNA binding.
UAGUCUGCUUGCUCCGCCGCGGUUGCAACCAGGUGAACCUCCCUCUCUCUUUCUCUACCCCAUUCUGUUACCUCGUCAGAGGAGAAGUUUGUGAUUAGGAGAUGAAGUUGAAGAAGCAAAAGCGUCACCGCAGGAGUGUGAAGUUCUACACGACUUGCUUUGGCUUCCGGGAACCCUUCAAUAUCCUUUGUGAUGGAACUUUCAUUCAUAACCUUGUGGUUAAUAAAAUCAAGUCUGCAGGUGAUGCGCUUUCGGAUAUCCUUCAUGCCUCAACCAGACUCUUCACCACCAAAUGUGUCAUUGCAGAGUUGAAAAGCCUAGGAGACACUUAUUCUGAAUCUCUUCAGGCGGCCCAUCAUCUCAUUACCACGAGAUGUGACCACGAGAAGAGGAAGAGUGCUGUGGCAUGCAUUGAAGAGGUCAUUGGAGAACACAACCAUGAGCACUUCUUUCUUGCUACCCAAGAUACUAGUCUCCGUGAGAAGUUUCGGAAGAUUGCUGGUGUCCCUGUUAUAUUUGGUCUGCGAAACUCCUUGUUCCUUGAGCAACCAUCAGAAUUUCAACGGCAAUAUGUUAAAUCUGCGGAGGAGGAACGCUUGCAUGUGACAGAAUGGGAAUAUAAGAUGUUACAGAAGAGGAAGGAGAAUGAAUCCAGCACCCAAAUAGAAACAGACUCCCCUGAGGCACAUGAAGGUUCAGCAGAUGACAUUGUGAUGCCAAAAGCGGUGGCUGAGACCAAAGCACGGAGGAGGACAUUGGGUGUGAUAGACAAAGCUCAGUUUAAGAGAAAGAAAGCUAAGGGACCAAACCCACUUUCAUGCAAGAAGAAACAGAAUCUUGGUGAUAAAUCACGUGCUCCAACUCAGGGUAGCAAGGAUGGUGAGAAUGUCAAUGGGAAGAGAAAGAGGAAAAGGAAAAGGUCACGCAAGGGUACUAAUCAUGCAGAAGCUGAUGCUUAAAUAGUACCAUGGAAAAUUAGCCCAUCUUCAGGACAGUGGAACUCAUAACUUCAGUGAAAUGGUUUGAACCUUUCUACAUAUGAUCUUUCUCAAAAA